Ylistrum balloti is the source of this 1528-nucleotide messenger RNA. RefSeq names its product sodium-coupled neutral amino acid transporter 7-like. The transcript is spliced from 9 exons. The record is from RefSeq and is a predicted model, not a curated record. NCBI's taxonomy places the organism in Eukaryota, Metazoa, Mollusca, Bivalvia, Pectinida, Pectinidae. Gene Ontology annotation, molecular function: amino acid transmembrane transporter activity. Gene Ontology annotation, biological process: amino acid transmembrane transport. Bases 40 to 1410 code for a protein of 456 amino acids.
AAGUGAUAUUUCAUUUGAUCACGUAGAAUAAAUUUCAAAAUGAUGCGAUCAGUUCAGAAUCCGGACUAUAUAAGAAGUGAUGAAUACGAAGGGGAGGACGUUGGACUGUUAUCUGGAGAACAGCAAAACACAUCGCGGAGGGUAAUAGGGUCAACAUGGUACGCCUCAGUGUUCCUUGUGGUCAACGCAGCCCUUGGUGCGGGUUUGCUCAAUUUCCCUGAUGCUUAUCACAAAGCUGGUGGUGUAAUGGUGGCAGUUAUUAUACAGGCAAUAUUUUUGGUGUUUGUGGUGGUUGCACUGAUGAUCCUAGCCUACUGUUCCGAUAUAAAUAUGACAGAUAAUUAUCAGGAUGUUGUACUGUCUGUUUGCGGUAAAAAUGCCCAGCGUUGUUGUGCAUUCACCAUCAUGACAUAUUGUUUUGGAACAUGUAUCACUUUCCUCAUCAUUAUUGGGGACCAAUGGGAGGAAGUGUUCCUAUUCACUGUAAAGGGCAUGUACUGUGACCAGCACCCCUGGUAUAUGGACAGGAAGUCAACUAUCUGUCUAUCUUCAUUGUUUCUUAUCCUUCCUCUGUGCUUUCCUCGAAGAAUAGACUUUUUGAAAUACCCUAGUGCCCUUGGUGUGGUUGGAAUAUUAUAUGUAGUUGGAUUGGUAACUUUCAAAUACGUAACUCCUCACCCAACUCCAGAUCACAUCACCACAGAACCAAAACAAUGGAUGGAUUUGUUCUUAGUUGUACCAACAAUUUGUUUUGCUUAUCAGUGCCACGUGAGUGUGAUACCAAUAUACUCUUGUAUGAAGAAGCGAGGUAUGAAGGAGUUCGGUAAGACAAUUGGCUGUGCUAUAGCUUUGUGUAUACUGACGUAUACCGUCGUAGCUGCCUUUGGGUACCUGACCUUUGGAGAUGCAAUCACCACAGACAUCUUACUGUCAUACGACCCAGACCCCUGGGUUCUUGUAGCUGUCAUCCUUAUCGCUGUGAAAACCUACACCACUUAUCCCAUACUGCUCUUUUGUGGCAGGGCAGCAUUAGACUGUUUGUGGGUGGAUGUCCAUCGCAUGACUACGGAACAAGUGGAGGCCACAGAGAGAUUUAGGAGAAUCAUUGUAACGAUGCUAUGGUUUUUAGCGACCCUGGCUAUGGCCAUAUUUAUACCCAAUAUCGGAGUAGUCAUUCAGAUUCUUGGUGCUUUUGCAGCAAUAUUCAUCUUUGUUUUCCCAGGUAUGUGUAUGGUGAAGGCUGUUCAAAUGAAAGCUAAUGGAGUCUGGGAUAAAAAAUUAAAAGCUAUGAUGAUGUUUGCAUGUACUUUCAUAGUCAUUGGAGCGUUUAUAUUUGGUUUAACUUUAACACAGUCAAUACUUACUGACUCUGGUGGUGUGAAAGCCGACAAGUCAAAAUAUACCUGCUGACAACAGUUUGUUUAAACCAUAAAUAUGUAAGGAUUUGAACGUUAUGUAAAUUUUAUGUAUUUAUUUAUGAAAGUUUUUUGUUAGGAAUACCAACCAACACUAAAGAAAAAAUAUUUGA